AUUCUCACGCUUUGCAUCACAGUCACUUGCUUUGCAAAUCAAUUGAGAUAUGCCAUUAUGCGAAAAAGUAGCGUUGCUUUUAGUGAAUUAAACAACAAUUUAUUGGUCGAGCCAUUUAUAAAUAAAUGACUUUAAUAAUAAAUAAACAAAAAACUCGAAAACUCAAACCGAAAAUAUGCCUCUCUCAGAUUUGUGGACUUUCAAAAAUAUAGAUUCUGUUUUCACGAAAACCAAAAGGCGAAGUUAUGAGCGCUGAAGAUUGUGUAAGGAGAGCAGUUGUUAUUGACAAUGGAUCCGGUACAGUCAAAGCCGGCUUUGCAGACGAAGAUAACCCACGGGCAGUUUUUCCUCCAAUCGUGGGCCAACCGAAAUUCGAUCCCAAACUUUUUGGCUGGGAACACAAAGACACUUACGUUGGCGAUGAAGCCCAGGCCAAACGUGAGAUUUUAAGAAACAACAGAAAAACUUUAGAACGAGGAAUUGUGACUAACUGGAACGACUUGGAAAAAAUCUGGCGUCACACUUUGUUCAACGAGCUCCGAAUAGAUCCGGAGGAGUAUCCAGUGCUUCUAACCGAAACAUCUUUGAAUCCGAAGUCACAUCGAGAACGGAUGACUCAAAUUAUGUUCGAGAAAUUUGGAGUUCCAGCGAUGUAUGUUGCGGUCCAAGCAGUGCUGUCGCUCUACGCCACAGGAAGAUUAACCGGAUUAGUUCUGGACAUCGGGGAUGGUGCAACGCAAACUGUUCCAAUAUACGAAGGCUACUCAAUUCAACAUGCAAUUCAGCUAUUAGAUUUGGCUGGAAAUGAUUUAACGAAGUAUCUUGGGCAAAUGCUUAGCGGGAGAAGGUUGAGCUUCACGACGACAACCGACCUAGAAAUUGCUCGGGACAUCAAAGAAAAGUUUUGGUACACAGCUCUCGACUUUGAUCAAGAAAUAAAACAAACAGAAAAUUCAAAUGAGAUCAAGAAAACUUAUGAGCUCCCGGAUGGACAAGUUAUCACAGUCGGAAACGAGAGGUUUCGUUGUCCUGAAUUUCUUUUUGAACCCGAAAUCUUAAGAAAACAGGCUGGUUCCGGAGUACAAAAGAUGGUUUACAAAUCAAUUAAGAAAAGCAAUGAUGACAUCCGGAAUUACCUUUAUGAAAAUAUAGUACUUUCUGGUGGCUCUACAAUGUUUCCGCGAUUCGAUGAGCGAUUGAGCAAAGAAAUCACCAAGUUGAAAGAUGAUAAUAUAACGGUAAAAGUGCUUGCGCCACCAGAAAGGAAUUACUGUACUUGGGUUGGUGGCUCAAUUUUGGCUUCUCUAUCUUCGCUUAAGCAGAUGUGGAUCUCCAAAGAAGAGUUCGAUGAAUUUGGGUCAACUAUUGUACAUAAAAAAUGUUUUUAA
This is a messenger RNA of Symsagittifera roscoffensis, 1388 nucleotides long. RefSeq names its product actin, clone 302-like. The record is from RefSeq and is a predicted model, not a curated record. Bases 246 to 1388 code for a protein of 380 amino acids. The transcript has a single exon. NCBI's taxonomy places the organism in Eukaryota, Metazoa, Xenacoelomorpha, Acoela, Convolutidae.